Molecule: messenger RNA, 2068 nt
Organism: Daphnia magna
Lineage: Eukaryota; Metazoa; Arthropoda; Branchiopoda; Diplostraca; Daphniidae
Gene: tx
Product: achaete-scute complex protein T3
Exons: 1
Coding region: 427-1224 (265 amino acids)
Molecular function (GO): protein dimerization activity
Source: RefSeq, a predicted model, not a curated record
GGAUGCUGCAAGUCUCAACGGCCAGUUGCAAGACUCGACUCUUUUCGAGACACACACACACACGCACGCAGACACACACGAGAGAAACCUGUCGUGAUUCCAUCGCAUCGCCCUCCCAAAUUGAAACAUUUAAAGGACAUCAAACACAUUCAAGGAUAUUUCCAUUCAAAAAGAUUUUCAUCAGUGACGUUAGGAUUAUCCAUCCAGUGUUUUGUUCGGUGCGCGAGUGUAGAGGACAAGUUCCGUUUCACACAACAAAAAAAAACAAACAAAAAAACAAAAAACAAAAAGAGUGCCGCCAUCGACAAUGAUCUGAACGGACUCGGGACCAACAUAAUCCCCAUCACAUUACGGGGUGUGUGUGGGGGGGGGGUGUUGUGCGUGGGCCCACAAUCGGCCAGGACGUUGCAUCGGAAAGCGACUACGAUGAUGAAUCGCAAUCACGGCAAACGGGACUUUAUGUGCGAAAUGGAGGGCGAAAAGUACAGCCUGAGACCGCGUUCCAUCGCCAAACGUCUAGAGGUGGAACAGAAGCUCAAACAGCCCGUGCUGGCCAAACGGACGCCCAAGCCCAAACAGAAACCGGCGCCGCUGAGCAAGUACCGACGGAAGACGGCAAACGCACGCGAACGCACGCGCAUGAAGGAAAUCAACCAGGCAUUCGAAACGUUGAGACGGGCCAUUCCGGCAGCGGCCGAAUCGUCCAUCUCGCCUUACUCGCAUCACUCGGCAUCGUCCCCGUCCCCGUCUUCUUCUUCUUCUUCGUCGUCCAGCAGCGACCGUUCGUCGUGCGGCGGGGGAAACAGUUCGUCCAGCAGCUGCGAAAAGUGGACCAAAAUCACGACCCUGCGACUGGCCAUGGACUACAUCGAAGCGUUGACGAGGGUGCUGGAACACGACACCCUGCUCGUCAUGAACGACGACGACGGCUUCUGCUCCAGCGGACUGUUGAUAUCCGAUCGCGGCUCGUUGAGCAGCUUGGGCAGCAUCGGCAGCCACAGCAGCAACGGCGGCGAUCUGCUGUCCGACGACUUGGACUCGUUCGACGACAUACCCAACAUCGCAACGUCCGUCAUCAACGGCGUCGAUCAUUGCUGCGCAGACGACGACAUGGCGUUUGACAUUUUUCUAGAAUCCGACCACGGUGGCGACAGCCUUCACUGCGCAUUCCAUCACCACCCGGAGCUGGUCGGAGCAGACACACCUCAACCCAAUACACCUUGAUCUUAUUAUUUCUCUUUCCUCUCAAUCACGUCCGUCUGAUUUGGAAUUAUGUUAUCGAUAACAAAACAACAACAACAACAACAAAAAGAGCUUUUGCUGUGGCUACAUUGUCGUGUGCAUGCGACACGUCAUCGUUAUACCAAUUGUCUAGUCAAAUCGAAAUGACACCCGCUGUCGUUUUCCAACCCGCCCCGUGUGCCAGCACCGCAAACUGUUGGAUCAAUCCUUUCAUUGUCUACUUGACGUUCUUGCGAUUGUUUUCUAGAAGCGAAGAAAAAUGCCAGACAGAAAAAAAAAAAUGUCGCAAAUAAAGAUUGAAAAAAAAAAAAAUAAAUUGAAGGCAAAAAAAGAAAAAAAAAAUUUAAAUAAAUUGGAACAUAUCAAAUCCGGUGCUGAAUUUUUCGAAAAAAAAAAAAAAAAAAAAAAAAUUAAACAUUCCGUGAAUUGUUUGUUUGUUUUCCCUCUCUUCCCGAUUUGUUUGUGUAUCGCCUCUAAAAGAGUUUCGUUUUUUUUUUCAUAUCUGUCCCACUCCUGUGCAAGUUUCCUUCUAUUUUCUAGAAACAUGAUGAGACAUUAACCAGAAGCGCCGCGUCGGUUGUUGUUAGCCAAUCAUUGCAACGUGUUUGAAUCGCCACAGAAAGACACAAAAUUGCGAUUGAAAGUGAACAACGGAUUUCGUUAUCCAUCGCCAAUGUUGGAAACCCCUUUUAUACAAAUGCACAAACACGAAAUGUAGUGUGGCGUAUUCGUCAAAAAUAAAUAUGAAAAAAAUUAGAUCAAUGUCUCUUGUUGCUCCAUGCAAAAGUGUCGUUUGAAAUACAAAACAAAAAAUAUCACAGCCAUA